UCGCUCCUUUUACAUCUCUAUGUUAUAGUUUGAUUCAGCUGUGAGCACGUUAAGCUAAUUCCAAAGUCAAUGAAAUAUAUUAAAACUACAAUUGGCAUUGCACAAGAAUGUACGAUGCUUCAAGGUUAGCGAAUCUUCCUGUAGAAAACUAGUUCGAAAGUCUUACAGCAAAUUUCAAAGGUAACUCAACUCACAUUUACAAUAUUAUUUGCAAGACUAAUGUUUAUUUCUGAUUCUCAAUGAACUGCCCAAGCUUGACUUAUAGGAAUGCACUCAAAUACGUUAUAUUCGAUUCGUUUUAUAGAAUUUGUACUGGGCGGACGCGUUUAACCAAAACCAUGUUUUAUGAUCAAUACGUCCUGACAAAAAAGAAAGGGGGAAUGGGUGUAGUUUGGCUCGCAGCUACUCUGGGGUCAAAGCACUCUCUCCGGAAACUUCAUAAAAAAGAUAUAAUGUCUGUUAAUAUCGAUGAAGCUUGUGAAUUUGUCGCGUAUUCUCCCGAACCGCUAGCUUUACGCCUUAGUAGUAACUUAAUGAUUGGUGUUGCACGCGUUUAUGCCCAUCAAUAUUCUUUCUUCCAAUCACAAGUUUCUUCACUGCAUUCAAGACUACGCAAAGAGCUUGAUAAUAUAAAUGGCAAGCUUUCUAAGAGUAUCGACGCGCGCGUAGAAAAAUCAAAUACUGAUAAUCUAAUCCUUGCUGAUGACCCAGCCUUUGUACCCGAAUUGACAUUAUCGAACGGUCUCAGUCUUCCCUCUUUGGACCUCAAUUUUACCUUGAACAAUGAUUCAAUUUCAUUUGAUCAUACAAACUUGACGUCGUUACAAACACUUCCAGAAGCUUCAAAUACCUUUGGCAACGCGACUCAAUCCUUUAGCCUUCAAAACCACGCCCCUAUGUCGAGAUUUGAUUAUGAAGCGUCAAAUAAUCUUUUUCCAGAUGAGGUUUUGGACUUUGAAUUUGACGAAAAUGGUGAGGUGCAUGAUAUUUCGACACAGGACAAGAUGCCUCAACUUACGCCUGCUAAUUCUCAAGACGAAGAGGAUCAUCCCGAUGCUCAAUCCCCCAUUGAAGCGCACGACGAAGAACAAGAAUCUCGGAUUCGGAUAUAUGAAUUAGACGAUGAUGUUUUACCCCUUCCGGUUCCCUUGGAAUCUGUAGUAGACCCAAAUCUUGAAAUUCAACCUCAGGAAGAGCCUGUUAAACGUAGAAGAAUUCAAAAAAUUGAACCUGACGAAUCUAUCGAGCUGAGUACAAAAACCCUUUCCCAUUGGAGGUCCACGUAUGUGGAAAGGAUGAAAGCCCUUGAAACUGCCAAGCAUAUGCGACGAAAAGGAACCUCACUUGAAAAGAAAAAACAGCUAAAAAAAUUGUAUCAUUGGGAAUCAUUCCAUCCUAUUAUUCAAGAAUGGGUUGGUAAACUUCAACCAGAACCAGUUCACAACCAAACAGAAGCUGAUGAUGUUGAGUUGCCAAUGCCUAACUUGGAAAAUUCAGAUAUUGAAAUGGGUCGUGAUGCUCAGGGGUCUUUAGAGUUAAAUAUGCCUUGGAAUACUUCCUCUCGUUCAAACAGUCUAUUAAACUCUUCUAAAAGUCAAUCUCAAAAUGGUAGUGAACAUUCAACUCCAUUGCUUGACACUCGCUAUGGAAAAAGACUUACACCUAGUCCUUCAAUGAAUAACCGAUUGCAGUUCUUGCCUGCUUUGGAAUCUAGUCAGUAUCAUGAUCACUUAAACUCUGAAUUAUCUUUGCAACUUGAAGAUGACUUUUCUCUCUACAAAAAUACUCAAGAAGAAAAUAUUGGAAAUUUCUUACAUAUGGAACGAGAGUGUGCUAAUUUCUAUGAAUACACAAAAACAGCAAUAUUUGAAAACGGUGGAGAGAUGACCUUCUCAGAGCUCUUACCCUGUACAUUACAACGCUCUGUGGCCGCACAAGCUUUCAGUCAUCUUUUAGGUACGAUUUAUCAUACGUAUUUCUUACUUACCUACUUAGCUUUAACCACAAAAUCUGCUGUCUCAGUGAAACAAGAAGCCCCGUAUGAUGAAAUUGUUCUCUCUUUAAAUGCCCUUUAAUUAUAAAACACGUCUUUGUUAAAUAUGAAAACCAUUAAACCUGAUGAAAUUAUCUCUAACAUUUAUAUCUGCAUUUGCUUUGGAAUCUGGCUAAAUAUAUACUAAAGUUUAAAUUCGUUGUUAUUUUAA
This is a messenger RNA of Schizosaccharomyces cryophilus OY26, 2204 nucleotides long. Its product is annotated as meiotic cohesin complex subunit Rec8. Bases 240 to 2075 code for a protein of 611 amino acids. The transcript is spliced from 4 exons. The record is from RefSeq and is a predicted model, not a curated record. Gene Ontology annotation, biological process: synaptonemal complex assembly; mitotic sister chromatid cohesion; replication-born double-strand break repair via sister chromatid exchange. NCBI's taxonomy places the organism in Eukaryota, Fungi, Ascomycota, Schizosaccharomycetes, Schizosaccharomycetales, Schizosaccharomycetaceae. Gene Ontology annotation, cellular component: cohesin complex; synaptonemal complex. Gene Ontology annotation, molecular function: chromatin binding; protein binding.